Molecule: messenger RNA, 1902 nt
Organism: Fusarium venenatum
Lineage: Eukaryota; Fungi; Ascomycota; Sordariomycetes; Hypocreales; Nectriaceae
Source: RefSeq, a predicted model, not a curated record
AUGGAGGAAUACGAAGCCAAUCGUCAGGCUCGUCUUGAGCAUGACAAAGAAUGGUGGGGGGAUAGGCAUGCUGAACCUGAAAAAGGAGACCCAGAUCGCCAACAUAUAUACGCCCACAACCCUCCAAUCUCCAACCAAGAGGUUCAAGAGGCAUUAAAGGCGUACAGAGAAUCGAUCAAAAACCCCGAGACAGGGGUGCAUGAUACCCAAUCAGUCCACUUGCGGCCCAGCACUCCUCCCAUAGAGAAGGCCAAGAGGCAGCUACGAGUUCUGAAAGAGCAGGGCGUGAACGUCACAUUAGAUUUGGCCAAGGAGGUUAUCAGUCAUUACACGACGAACAACGGGAUGGUCGCCGCCUUGACAGAGUGGUGCCAAAACGAACUACACGUCCCUGUUGAAUACGCCAAUGAGCUGCUGAAAGGGUCGGACCGAUUGAAGCUCGAAAUGGCCACGCAGCAGCGCGACCUACAAUACGAGUUGGACCAAACAAAGGAAUAUCUCAAAGAUGCCAGAGAAGACGCCCAAAAGAUGACAGUAUUUCACGAUACAGCUUUCGGAAAGGUAAAGAAGCACAAGGUAGCGUGGUUCAGGAACAAGGGUAUUUAUGAUGGGCUCUCAGGGGACGAUGAACGGGCAAGUGCACAACUCCAAACCCUUCUCAACGAGACAACCGAGUACUGGAGGGAACUGGACCGCAUGUACGAUACAGAUUGGCCACCUACGAUGGAAGCUCUAGAGCAAGGGGGCAAUACUGGUGAUAUGGGUCUACUGAGCGCACUCGAGCAGAGAGGAAGGGAAUUGAAAGACAAAGGAAACGAGAUCGAGGAACUAAAAAGAAAACUCGAGGAAAAAGAACAGGUUGUCGAGAAACUAAAACUCAAACUCCACGAGACCUCUUCCUUGUCUUCAUCCGAAGUGUCUGGAGAAGAUACCUCAGAGCAUCGCCGAGUAUCUUCAGUAACUUCAAUGGCACCAUCUUUUAAUUCGAUUCAGAUGGAAGAAGAGAUGAAGAGACUCAAACAGGAGAACUCCGACCUCCAACAAAAGUUGGCAGACACCUCCAAGCAGAAUGAGAGCAAACUCCAGGAAGCCUCCGAGGAGACUAGGAAUCUCCGAGCCCGAGUGCAAACGCAGAAGGAAGACAUCAAACAGCUCAACAACAGGAUCCGUGAGAAGGAUAGAGAGUUCACAAAGAACUCCAACAAUAUCAGACAAGAGGGCAAUCUUUACCGGAAUCGCCUAAAAGUAUUUGAGGUUGUCCAAUUCAGGACGGCUGACAGUUUGAUCGCGGCAAUUGGAAAGAAUGAUACGCCCUCCUAUAUUCAGCAGAAGAUCAGCCUCAAGGAUCGGAUCAACUACCUCCACCUGCUUUUCUUCAUCCGCAUCCAAAACAGCAUUAAGCUUGCUCUCCUACUGAACGAAAAAAGAAUGUUCGAGUCUCUCUUGAAAGAUAUGAAAGACUGGGCCGAGUUCUGUCACAAGGAUUUUGAAACGAUGGAUCCAAGCGUCAACAUUCAAAUCGGAACCUCGAUUCGCGUCGUCGACGCCAUAACGAUUGUAUUGACUAAAAAGACAGAAGAGGAAGUAAAAGAGGCCCUAGAAAUUAUCCGAGAUGGGCUCGAUGUCUUCGAACAAUACAACAUUGAGUUGGCAUUUUCCCAACUUUAUCUUCAUGCUCAAGAAAUCUGGGAAAGGUCCGAAGGUGGAGAAGGCAUCAAUUCGUACACGAAAAGGCUACGCAUCAGUAUCCCUGGAAAACGUCACCUGGUGGAGAUAGCAAGAACUCCCUCCAAGACUCAAAUCAGGGCUACUUUGGGCAAGAAUCUAGAUCGGAAAAGAGGACGGGGAAAGAAUUUUAAAGACAAGGACCAGGACGAAAGUCAGGAUGAAGGUCAAAUAUGA